AUGGAUUAAUCUUCAUCAAUUUUGAAUGUCAAGAGGGAGAAGUUCAGAACUGCCAUUAGAAAAGAGUUCAUUGAAUAAUAACUCAAAAAAAAGAGAAUCAUUAUACCAGAAUAAGAAGAUCUUGAUCUGAAUGAUAAACUUAGGAUUAUUAAAAAACAAAUGAUUGCCAUUCAAGAAAAUAUCGAAAAUGAUUUUCCUAAAGCUAUGAUCAAAUAUUAUGAUUAUUUAGUAGAGCAAGAUCUCAUGAAUGAUUUGCUUCUCUAAUUUGAAUUGAAUUGUCAACAAAAUUAUAGAAUUACCAUUUAUUGGAUCCUUUGCAAUCUUACUUUAGGAGAUAAAGUUGGAUCUAGAUUUCUAUUUGAUACGAAUUUCGAUUUUUUAAAAAUACUUUACACCGAUAUUCGAAAUCCAAUAUACAAUGAAUUUGUUAUUGAAAUCAUUUAAAAUUUAUUAGCAGAUUAUGAUAUUGACGUUUUCGAAUAUUUAAUGAAAGAUGAUGAAUUAUUAUUAGUCCUUAAUAAAAAUGCUAAUAUUAUCUCAGAGGAAACAUACAAAAAAUUAUUAGUCCAUAUUUGUGUUAAAAUUGUUUAAUUUAAGUCAAUAUUGAGUAAUUAUUUAGUUGAAACAUUGUGUUAAUUAAUGCCUUAACAUAUAGCAUUUCAAUGUGCUUACAUUCUAACAUCAAGAAUGGAAUUCAGCAAUCAUCAUUUGGUUCUUCAUGCUAUUAGAUAUUUACUAAAAAAUGAUGAUAAUAUCACUUCAAUAAUCUUAAGAAUUUUACAAGAAAUUACGGAUUCUUAUUUACUCUAUUAGAUAUUCUAACAAAAAGAAAUUAAUAGUUUUAUUUGUAAUUUAUUUUUGACAUCAAAAAAUCCACAUUGCAUUAAAGCUCUAUUAACUUUAUUUUAUAAUGUAGUAGAAUUGGAGGAAAUAUAAUAUUACGUAUGUUAGAAGGAAGUGUUAAAUUUGAUAAUAGAAAUUUCAUUGGAUUCUGAAUACUUAGAAAAAAGUUUAAAUGUCUUAGAAUGUCUAAUGAAAGAUGAUGAAUUCUUACAUGAUUACCCUUAACUUAUAGAUGAAAAUUAUUAUUGUUCUUAAUUACUUAAUUUGAAUGCAGAUGAUCCAAAUAAUUAAAUUGCUAUUCUAAAGUAUGUUAAGAGAAUAUUAGAAUUUGGAGAUACAAUGAGAGAUGAUGUGUAUUACAAUAUAUUGUAUAAAUAUAAAAAUAAGGUAGAGUUUUUGUUUAUGUCCUAAAACGAAGAUCUAUCAAGUAUAGCAAAAUAGUUACUUACAUGUUUUGAUUGA
Molecule: messenger RNA, 1305 nt
Organism: Paramecium tetraurelia
Lineage: Eukaryota; Ciliophora; Oligohymenophorea; Peniculida; Parameciidae
Exons: 2
Source: RefSeq, a predicted model, not a curated record